Messenger RNA from Camarhynchus parvulus, 2327 nucleotides. RefSeq names its product WD repeat domain 34 (gene DYNC2I2). NCBI's taxonomy places the organism in Eukaryota, Metazoa, Chordata, Aves, Passeriformes, Thraupidae. Gene Ontology annotation, biological process: intraciliary transport. The record is from RefSeq and is a predicted model, not a curated record. Gene Ontology annotation, molecular function: dynein light chain binding; dynein heavy chain binding. Gene Ontology annotation, cellular component: cytoplasmic dynein complex; ciliary plasm.
AUGGGAACCGGAGGCGCGGGCGGCGGGAGCGCCCGGGCCGGGACUGCCGGGAGCGACUCCCGAUCCCCCCGUUCCCCCCGGGCCCUCUCCCGUCCCGGCAUGUUCGCGGACAGGACGGCACCCGGUGCCGACGUGCAGUCGCUGUGGAGGAGCGCCCGGAGCGCGCGCUGCGAGGCGAAAACUUGCCAGACUGGGAAAAUUUCAACAGCAGAAGCUGCAGCACAGUCUCAUACAGCCCGAGAUGCUGCGGUGCAGACAGAACAGAGCAAAGAUGCUGUCCAAGACGUCCAGCAAGAAGUCCAAGUAGAUUACACUGGGCUUCUGUCAUUCCUUCAGAGAGUGGAGGAUGCUGUUAUCAAAGAACUAAAUAAAAACUGGAAAAGUCAUGCCUUUGAUGGCUUUGAAGUGAACUGGACAGAUCAGGAUGAAACAGUGUUGUGUUUACAUUCAUUGUCAUACCCAGAGGCUCAGGAUCAAAACCUGCAGGUCACCGGUGUGUCAUGGAAUGCCACAGGAUCUGUCAUUGCAUGUUCCUAUGGCCGGUUGGACAAUGGGGACUGGAGCACAGAAAAAUCCUAUGUUUGUACCUGGAAUCUGGACAGAAGAGGGUUGAAUCCACAGCACCCUGACCUGGUGGUGGAUGUUCCCAGUUCUGUCAUGUGCCUGGCUUUCCAUCCCUCCCAGCCAUCACUGAUAGCUGGUGGCCUGUUCAGUGGGGAGUUGGUGGUGUGGGACACCAGCAGGACAGAAGACCCUGUGAUCUGGAGGACAGGGAUGACAGAUGACACCCACACUGACCCAGUCUAUCAGGUUCACUGGUUACCUGACACCAAGCACAGAAACCACGCCCGGCUGUUGAGUGUGGGGACAGAUGGGAAGAUCCUCGUGUGGAGGGAGGAGCGGGAUGGGCGGCUGGCCUUGGCUGAAGGAUUUGCCAUCAUGGCUCAGCAGAUCCCUCGCAGCACUCGGCUGAAGAAGGUGGCCUGGGGAGAGGCAGCCGUGGGGGUGACCUCGCUGUCCUUCUCACCCUUCGAUGCCGGUGUGUUCGUUGUGGGUGUGGAAGGUGGGUACUGCCUGCGGUGCUGCACCUCGGCCCAGGGCCCGGCCCUCCCGCGGCCGGGCGGCUCCGUUCCCCUCAGGGCGCCGGCCGAGCUCGCCUUCUCCCCUCACGCUGGGCCCGUCUACUCCGUGAGCUGCUCGCCCUUCCACAGGAACCUCUUUCUGAGCUGUGGGACCGACGGACAAGUUCACUUGCACUCCAUGUUGCAGACACAGCCCCUCUUUGCUCUACAGUUAUCAAAGAAAUACCUGUUCUGUGUAUGCUGGUCUCCAGUUCGACCACUGGUUUUUGCAGCUGCAUCUGGAGAAGGAGAGGUGCACCUGUUUGACCUGGGGAGGAGCACGCAGAAGCCCACAGUGUCCCUGAAGCAGUCUGUGAGUGACUGCCCUGUGUAUUGUUUGGAAUUCAACACCAAGCACACGCGGCUCCUGGCAGCAGGGGAUGCUGCUGGGACAGUCAAAGUCUGGCAGCUGAGCUCCGACUUCACUGAGCAGGGACCAAGGGAAAAGAGUCACCUGGAGCAGCUGGCAAGUGAGAUCAUGGACUGAGGGAGCAGCAUAACAGCUGUGUGAAACUUGUAACUGCCCUGACUCCAGCAACAAUUCCCCACUCACCUGUUCCAGUGUUGGCCUGGAAAACACAGGUAACCAACAGCUGGAAUUGCCUCCAUAUAACAGUUAAAUUUGCAUUUAACCAUUAAACACAAGAUGAUGUGGUUCGACCAGUAACUUUUAUUGAAGCACACUGCAACAUGUUUCUUUUCCCUAAGAGUUUUAAGCUAAGCACUUUAAGGUUACAUCAUAAAGUAACAUUGAUUAUUGUAGAGCACAAAGAGAGAGAGACACAUGCAGAGCUACAGUCAGCAAACGUGAGCAUGUCCUUCGCAUCUUUUGGUUCUAGUGUUUCAGAUCAAUUCACAAAGAGUGAACGUGUAAAUUCUAUGUAGUCGUAGGCAGAAGGCAGUUCCCUGCCCUUGCCAUCCAUGUAGGGUUUCAUGUGAGAGAUGCAAUAAUCGGCCUGUUCCCGGGUCAGGUUCUGAAAGAGAGACAGCGUGGGGGUGAGAGGGCUCUGGGGCUGCCAAGGGGCAUUGACAGGCAGCCCUCCCAUUCCCCGGGGCAGAAACCAGAGCAGCACAACUCCGCCUAGCAUGGAAAUGCUCUGGCUGUUGGCAUUAUUUGGUUAAGGCUUGGAAGGCCUGACCAGAGUCUUCCCACCGAACAGAAGACAGAGCAGGUAACUGGGACAAGGAAGCACUGCAAACUCUUUA